CAAAGCAGUCCCAGAACCAUGAGUAUCCUGAAAAAACCGGUCGACUUCGAGAGUUUGGAGAGCGAGCUGGAGGACGCCUUGAAAACGGACGAACUGUACAAGGUGCAGAACGACGCCAAGCUCCGGGCGAUGGAGCAGCGGGUCCCCACUUACGACCACUUCCGCGGCAUGGUGUUGACCGCGCACUUGAAGCCCCUGGAUCGGUCCGAGUUGCAGAGAAAGGCCCAAGUCUCGUGGAACCGGGCCUGCAACGACGGCGCCCCAAAAUUCGAAGCGCCUCCUCCGUCGAGGGAAGUCGCGUCCAAAGGCGACUCCAGUGGGGGGAUCAGCUCGGAGUUACUGGCCGCGUGGAAGAGCUUGGCCGACUCCCCGGCAAAGUUCGAGCUGCUCGUCCGUCACAAGGACUCCCUGAGGGACAAGUACUUCAAGGUGGAGGUGCCGUCGGACUUUCUGAGGGACGCGCUCAAGGUGUGCUUCGACGUUUGCGGCAAGGGUGCCACGGUGCCGGAGGUGGUGGGCGUUUUGGAGGCUUUCGCCGAGUGCGGCCGCUUCUCGCUGAGUUUGGCGAUGAUCCCGGCUUCCGAGAGGCCCUGCGUCAAACACCUGUUUGAAAAAUUGUUGGACGCCGUGGACAACAGGCCGGACAUGAGCAGGGUCAACCGGCUCGUCGUGUUGUACUGCAUAACGCAGAAAAAGGAUCAAUUUUAG
Copidosoma floridanum is the source of this 708-nucleotide messenger RNA. RefSeq names its product dynein axonemal assembly factor 19. The record is from RefSeq and is a predicted model, not a curated record. Gene Ontology annotation, cellular component: outer dynein arm. Lineage: Eukaryota; Metazoa; Arthropoda; Insecta; Hymenoptera; Encyrtidae. Gene Ontology annotation, biological process: determination of left/right symmetry; epithelial cilium movement involved in extracellular fluid movement; inner dynein arm assembly.